Messenger RNA from Ambispora gerdemannii, 189 nucleotides. NCBI's taxonomy places the organism in Eukaryota, Fungi, Glomeromycota, Glomeromycetes, Archaeosporales, Ambisporaceae. The record is from the annotation of a GenBank genome assembly.
AUGACUUCAAGCAACGAUUUACCCUUAAAGUUCCGGACGAAUAAGAAGGUAGAACAACAGCAAGAAUUAGAGGACGGAACCGUAGAAGAUACUAAUCGGUUCGUACAACUCCUAACCGUUACCCGGUGGACUAUAAAACGCGCACCUAUAAACGAGACACUCCAGAAUUUAGUAAGCAAGUUGGGAUAG